AUGUCCAGUAACUUCAGUUAUGAGGAGGCUGUGAAAAAAUUGAAUUUGCUUCAAUCAAACAAAUCUACUAUAGAGCAAAUAAGAAGAGAUAUAAAAUUGGGUCAAAAAUGCACGAACCUAGAGGACAUGGAAAGAUAUCUAUCCAGGACAGGGAUUUCAAUGUCAAUGCUGGAUCAGCUCUCUGUAAUUCAUGUAGCUGGCACCAAAGGCAAAGGCUCGACGAGCGCCAUGUGCGAGUCGGUGCUGCGCCAGCACGGCUACAGGACGGGCUUCUACUCCUCGCCGCACCUGGUGGCGGUGCGCGAGCGCAUCCGCCUCGGAGGGCGCGUCAUCGCCAAGGAGGGCUUCGCGCGGCACUUUCACGAGGUCUACGACCGCCUGCACGCCUCGCAGAGCUACGAAGGCGACAUGCCGAAAUACUUCGCCUUUCUUACGGUCCUGGCCUACAACGUAUUCUUGAAGGAAAAAGUAGACGUGGCCAUAGUCGAAGUGGGAAUUGGUGGUGUGGUUGACUAUACCAAUGUUCUCAGGCGGGUGCCAGUUGUCGGCAUAACGGCGCUGGGUCUGGACCACACCUCGAUCCUGGGUGGGACCAUUCAGGAGAUAGCGGCCGCUAAGGCCGGCGUGAUGAAGCCAGGCUGCGAGGCGUACACAGUGCCCCAACCGAGCGACGCCGAAGCGGUGCUGAGGGCCACUGCCCAAUCCCUUCAGUGUCCUCUAACAGUUGUUCCAGAGUACAAAGCGUACACAUUCCAGAACGGUCUGAAACUGCAACUUCCCGUCGACGUUGAAGCUUACCGUACUAACGCAUCGCUGGCCAUACAGCUGGCGCACGCUUGGAUGCGCAAAAAUAAAUCUGGAUACGAUUGCGAGAAAACGAAUGGCACCGGUGAAAUAAAAGAGACAGAAGAUAGUACCAUAGUCACAAGACUGCCCAACGAAACCAUAAGGGGUCUGUCUGGAUGUAAAUGGCCGGGCAGGUAUCAGAUUGUCGAAACGGACUUUUCCACUUUCUACCUCGACGGCGCUCACACAGGGGAGUCGAUGGAAAUAUGCGCAAACUGGUUCCAAAACAAUAGUCGGUAUCAUAAAAGAAGCUUAAUAUUUAGUGCCACUGGAGACAGAGAUGCUGAGGUUCUGCUAAAACCAUUAGUAUAUCUAGAAUUUUCGACUGUGUACUUUGUGAUUCCAAAGGCGAUUAAAGAACUGACACAGAAAAAUGACAAUUAUUCGAUUAUGGAACAUAGAGACUUGAUCGCUAGAUGUCAUAAAAAUGCAGAUACGUGGCAUAGACUUCAGAACAUCUACAGAGGCUGUAACGUAAUGGUAUUCGAGUGUGUCAUGGAUGCUUUAAGUCAUAUAAAGACGACUGGAACUAAGAAUUCGGUUUUAAUAACAGGUUCUUUACAUUUAGUAGGAGCAGCGCUAUCCAUCAUUGAUCCUAAUCUAAGCAAAGAU
Messenger RNA from Iphiclides podalirius (scarce swallowtail), 1458 nucleotides. The record is from the annotation of a GenBank genome assembly. Lineage: Eukaryota; Metazoa; Arthropoda; Insecta; Lepidoptera; Papilionidae.